Messenger RNA from Mugil cephalus (flathead mullet), 2866 nucleotides. It is a transcript of the gene vps4a, whose product is annotated as vacuolar protein sorting 4 homolog A. Lineage: Eukaryota; Metazoa; Chordata; Actinopteri; Mugiliformes; Mugilidae. Gene Ontology annotation, molecular function: ATP binding; ATP hydrolysis activity. The transcript is spliced from 11 exons. Bases 170 to 1480 code for a protein of 436 amino acids. Gene Ontology annotation, biological process: vacuole organization; endosomal transport. The record is from RefSeq and is a predicted model, not a curated record.
UUGUUGGUACCAGUAUUAUUUAUUAUUAGCAUUAGCCGCAUUAGCCGCAGCUGUGUGUUGUCAUGUCCAGAGCGGCCGGUCCCGUCACUAAAUAGGUGUUUGGAUCUCACCUUUCGGGGAGAGCCCGAGGUUAUAGAAGUUUUGUCGGAUAGAAAAAAACUGAGAUGAAAUGACAACGUCAACACUACAGAAAGCGAUUGAUCUCGUCACCAAAGCCACAGAGGAGGACAAGGCGAAGAACUACGAGGAGGCCUUGCGCCUGUACCAGCAUGCCGUGGAGUACUUCCUGCACGCCAUCAAAUAUGAGGCCCACAGCGACAAGGCGAAGGAGAGCAUACGAGCAAAGUGCAUGCAGUACCUGGACCGAGCGGAGAAGCUCAAGGACUAUCUGAAGAAUAAAGACAAGCAGGGCAAGAAGCCCGUCAAGGAGGCGCAGAGCAAUGACAAGAGCGACAGCGACAGUGAAGGUGAAAACCCAGAGAAGAAGAAGCUGCAGGAGCAACUCAUGGGUGCCAUCGUAAUGGAGAAGCCCAACGUGAGGUGGAACGAUGUGGCUGGACUGGAAGGAGCUAAGGAGGCUCUGAAAGAAGCCGUCAUCCUGCCCAUUAAGUUCCCGCACCUCUUCACAGGUAAGCGGACUCCCUGGAGAGGCAUCCUGCUGUUCGGACCUCCGGGGACGGGGAAGUCCUACCUGGCCAAGGCCGUGGCCACCGAGGCCAACAACUCCACCUUCUUCUCCGUGUCGUCCUCAGACCUCAUGUCCAAGUGGCUGGGAGAGAGUGAGAAGCUGGUGAAGAACUUGUUCGACUUGGCUCGUCAACACAAACCUUCGAUCAUCUUCAUCGACGAGGUGGAUUCUCUGUGCGGCUCCAGGAACGAGAACGAGAGCGAAGCCGCCCGACGCAUCAAGACCGAGUUCCUGGUCCAGAUGCAAGGUGUGGGAAACAACAACGAUGGUAUUUUGGUGCUGGGAGCCACUAACAUCCCCUGGGUGCUGGACGCCGCCAUCCGCAGGAGGUUUGAGAAGCGUAUCUACAUCCCUCUGCCCGAGGAACCGGCCCGAGCUCAGAUGUUCCGGCUUCACCUGGGAAAUACGCCGCACAGCCUGAGUGAACCCGACCUGCGACAACUCGCCCACAAAACCGACGGCUACUCCGGCGCCGACAUCAGCAUCAUCGUCAGAGACGCCCUGAUGCAGCCGGUCCGGAAGGUCCAAUCAGCAACGCACUUCAAGAAGGUUCGCGGUCCGUCCCGAAGCAACAACCAGGUGAUGGUGGACGACCUCCUGACUCCGUGUUCCCCCGGAGACCCCGCGGCCAUAGAGAUGACCUGGAUGGAAGUUCCCAGUGAUAAACUACUGGAGCCCAUCGUCUGCAUGUCGGACAUGCUGCGCUCUCUGUCCACCACCCGUCCCACGGUCAACACCGAGGACCUCCUGAAGGUAAAGAAGUUCACAGAGGACUUUGGGAUGGAGGGCUGAGAGACGGAGCUCCACGUCAGAGACCAUCUGACUCGGUCCGGUCCAUCAAACUGCCCCCGGUAACAGCACUCCCUCCUCCUUCCUCCUUCCUUCCUUCCUUCCUCCUCCUCUCACCGCUGUAUCAACCUUCUAAGGCUUCUCAUCUCUGGGCUCAGCACUUGUUUCACUGCCUCCCGUGGAUUUAAACCUGGAGGCGUUUUGAAUCCUCAGCGAGGACACUGAGCAAAUGCUGCAGCAGAAAAACCUCCGUGUGAUUUAGUAGCUGGACCAUAGAUCCCACGUCGUUUCCCUCCUCCUCCUCCUCCUCAGCGUAUUUAUUCACUACGACAACUCUUCAUCGUCCUCGCUGCGUUUGGACACGUUCAUCCCUCUGAGCCGAUUCCGUUUUCAUUUCAUUUUAUUUUUGGGACUGAAGGACCGAACGUUCUGCCGCCGCCGCCGUCGUGCACUUUUUUUUUUUGCUUCGGAUCGAAAACGAAGGACGAGACAUGAAGAAGAAACGAAAACCAAGUGAAGCUGUUAUUAGUCCUCCUGCCAGGCAUGCGAGUGUGUGAAUGCAUCAAGUGUUUUUAUUAAAACUUGUGUCUGUGUCUUAAUGUUAACGUUCAAACGUGGAGAGCUCCGUUGAUUUAUUGUUUAAUUUAAGAGUUAAAUUAUUAGAGAUGUGCUUGACUGAAACGUCACCGAGCAGGAAACGUUCAGAGCUGCAGUUAAAGCUCAUUUAAAUCUUCUUCUUCUGUGUCAGUCUUUGGGUUUCAGAAGCAAAUUAAACGUUUAAUGAGUUAAACCUGAACUCUGCAAAGUGUUUUUUUUUAAUGUUUUCUGAGGCAGUUUAAAGUUAAUACUCACUAAUUAAAGUCUCUGUACAGAGACUAAUGCAUAAUAAUAAUAAUAAAUAAAUGGGAGUCUCCUUAAAAACGGUCUGAUGUUGAGCUUUAGCUGGAAUUUAACCAUCGACUGAAAAUAAAUGUAGUGAAGAUAAACUUCUUUUCUUAUUUAAGUUAUUUUAAGUUGUUAGUUAUUUAAAAACACUUGAUUUUAAGAUAUUUUUUCUGUUGCAGGAGGUUAAGACUCAAAACAUUUAAAGCGUUAAAUCUAAACUUUGACUGAAAGUGUUUUCAGUCCAUGACGAACUGAUUUUAGUAGAUUUUAGUUUAAUGCUCUGAUGUUAAAGUGACCUGACAUUUAGUUUGAAUCUGGAGACGUUUUAUUAUAUGAAAAAUAAUUCAGAGCUAAUUCUCUCUAAAUCUCUGAUCCGUCGUUGAGUUGAAGUGAAAUUUAACCGUCGUUUGUUUUCAUCACCAGUUGAUCUGAUUAUUUAUUUAUUUUCUCAUUUAACUGAUGAAUUUACAAAUAAACUGUCAGAUAUUUUUCAAAACUUCGAAA